Messenger RNA from Periophthalmus magnuspinnatus, 4026 nucleotides. It is a transcript of the gene hfm1, whose product is annotated as helicase for meiosis 1. Gene Ontology annotation, molecular function: nucleic acid binding; ATP binding. Lineage: Eukaryota; Metazoa; Chordata; Actinopteri; Gobiiformes; Gobiidae. The record is from RefSeq and is a predicted model, not a curated record.
AUGCUGGAUUCAGAUGACUGCACGUUAUCCCAGGACAAUCUUUUUUUUGAGAAACCUAUUGUCCAUAAAGUAAAGCCUUUACGCCAAGAGACGAGUCAAUGGCAGGUGGAGAUGCCUCCGUCUUUGUCUCAGAUCCCAGGUACUCAGGACAUGCAAGAAGAGGCUUUCUCUUUUUCACAUGGUCUUUCACAGGCACCUCAGCAAAAGAAAUUUGUACCUCCUUUUAAAAGGUCUUCUGACUUGAACAUCUUGCCAUCAAUCAGCAAACUUUCGUACAAUCUUAACAUUGAUGAGCAUGAGACUAAAGCUAGUGAGACUAGUGUCACCCAAGGCCAUAACUCACCUGCCAAUCUGUGGGGAAGUGAGGGCUUCAGGGAUUUUUUUGAAGCUGGCAGAACCAGAGCCGUAACCCCACAGGCCUCUUGUUGUAUCGCUGGUGAUCGGAAGAUUAUGUCCCUGGACUACAGUGAAAACCCUCCUCUACGAAAAAGGUCUCAGAAGCCUGGUGAUGGAGGUGACUUGUCAAACACCUGUAGCCACAGUGAGAUGGCAUUCCGACCUCAAACUUUUCCCAGUCAGGUUGCCAUGGCUACAGCUCCGCUCCAGCCACUACGAACGACAAUUAGUCAGGCGGUCCACCCAAUGUCCCCUACUGACUCGCCCUUCCAACCAGCAGCAGAGAUCGGGGACAAGAGAGUGCUAGUCCCGCCCAUGACACCUCAGCCACUUUGCAUACAAGGGUCAUCUGAAGUUUUGAGACCAGUAUCUGAAAUACCAUCCAAGUUCAGAUGUGUCUUUGAGUUCCCCUUCUUCAACUAUGUACAGUCCAAAGCUUUAGAUGAUGUUUUUUAUACUGGGAGGAACUUUGUGGCCUCUGCUCCGACUGGAUCUGGGAAAACUGUGUUGUUUGAGCUGGCCAUCAUUCGUCAGCUUAUGGAGACCUCAGAGCCAUGGGCCGACUUCAAGGCUGUAUACAUGGCACCUAUCAAGGCCCUGUGCAGCCAGUGCUUUGAGAACUGGAAAAGGAAAUUCGGCCCACUGGGACUGAAGUGCAAGGAGCUGACAGGCGACACAGAGAUCGACGACUUCUUCGAGAUUAAGGAUUCACACAUCAUCCUAACCACUCCUGAAAAGUGGGACAGCAUGACAAGGAAAUGGAAGGAUAACUGUCUGCUGGAGCUGGUCAGACUUUUCCUUAUUGAUGAGGUUCAUGUGGUGAAAGAUGCAACCCGCGGAGCCACUCUGGAGGUAGUGGUGAGUCGUAUGAAGACGGUGAAUGCCUACAGAAGCGCUCAGAACCCAGAGGGCGCUGUGUCCAUGAGAUUUGUAGCUGUGUCCGCCACAAUCCCAAACAUCACUGAUAUUGCUGACUGGUUGUGUGACAACAACGGCCCGGCCACUUACCUGAACAUGGAUGAGAGCCACCGCCCAGUGAAGCUGAGGAAGGUUGUGCUGGGUUUUCCCUGUAAUCCAAGCCAGACUGAGUUCAGGUUUGACCUGACUCUAAACUACAAGAUGGCCAACAUCAUCCAGACCUACUCGGACCAUAAGCCCACCUUAGUGUUUUGCUCGACUCGGAAAGGAGCCCAACAGGCAGCUGCAGUUCUGGCAAAGGAAGCGCGGUUUAUAAUGACCAUGGAGCACAAGCAGAGGCUGAUGAAGUAUGCCAACUCUAUUCUGGACUCCAAACUAAGAGACAUGAUGGUGCUUGGAGUGGGCUAUCAUCACGCCGGAGUAGAUUUGUCGGACAGGAAGUUGAUUGAAAUGGCCUUCAUUGAGGGAGAUCUUCCAGUACUUUUUACUACCAGGACUUUAGCAAUGGGGGUGAAUCUUCCCGCUCACUUGGUGGUGAUCAAGUCCACGACGCAGUAUGUGGCUGGAGCCUGUGAGGAGUACAGCGAGGCCGACCUGCUGCAAAUGAUUGGUCGAGCUGGACGUCCACAGUUUGACACUUCAGCGACUGCCGUGAUCAUGACCAAGAACCAAACCAAAGACAAGUAUAUGUCACUAAUGAAUGGGAUGGAGAUUAUCGAAAGCAGUUUACAUGGGAACUUGGUGGAGCACCUGAAUGCUGAAAUCGUCCUCCACACCAUAAGUGAUGUCAACAUGGCUUUAGACUGGAUCCGCUCUACAUUUCUCUACAUACGAGCUCUCAAGAACCCCAAACACUAUGGUUUCUCUGCUGACUUAGACAGACAAGGGAUUGAGUCCAAGUUACAAGAACUAUGCCUCAAAAACCUGAACGCUUUGUCAUCCAUCGAGCUGAUUCACAUGGAUGAAGAUAUCAACAUUAAGCCUACAGAGCCUGGCCGGCUGAUGGCUCGUUACUGCGUUGCCUUCAAGACAAUGAAACAGUUCAGCCAAAUUUCAGGCACAGAAAGCCUGUCUGACCUGACCGAGCUGGUGUCAAACAGCAAAGAGUUCAGUGACAUCCAGCUGCGGGUGAAUGAAAAGAGGUUGUUGAAUACUUUAAACAGGGACAAGAAUCGCACCACCAUUAGGUUCCCAAUGGAAGGAAAGAUCCGAACCAAUGACAUGAAAGUGAAUUGCUUGAUCCAGGCUCAGCUGGGCUCCAUCACCAUCCAGGAGUUUGGCCUGACCCAGGAUACAGCAAAGAUCUUCAGAAACGGACUACGCAUUGGGAGAUGUUUGUGUGAAUUUCUAAGCCUGAAGCUGAAGAGAGGUUUUACUGCUGUACUCGGAGCUCUCAUCCUGUCCAAGUGUUUCAAAGCCAAACUGUGGGAGACCUCGCCCUUUGUCUCCAAACAACUAGAGAAAAUAGGUCCAAGUUUGUCCCGCUGCUAUGGUAACGCUGGGCUCACCACUUUUAGUAAAAUAGAGGACACUAAUGCCAGAGAGAUAGAACUGGUGAAUCUUAAACCGACACCUCCUUUUGGAAACCAGAUAAAAGAAGCUGUCAUUCACCUUCCUAAAUACGAGCUUACCAUUGAACAAGCUCCCCGGUACAGCCCCACCACUGCUGAGAUAGUAGUAAAAGAACUUAAAAAUCUCUCCCAGUUGCAAACUAAAAGAACUGCCUCUGACCUACAUUACACAUCUAUCAUCAUCGGAGACGCAGACAACAAUGUGGUCUACCUACAGAAAGUCACGGAUUUGAUGCUGUUAAAGUGCGGAUUAUGGUCGAAGCGGGUUGAACUAAGCAGAGCCUCAAAAGGACAAGAGAUUAGUGUGCACCUCAUUAGCUCUGAUUAUGUGGGAUUGGACAUUCAGCACAAGUUCAGUGUGUUUUACUCAGGAGGAGCCAGCAGAAAUGUUUCUAAUCCGAGCGAUACACAAAAUACUCAAGUUAAAAAAGAGCCCAGAGAGCAGAGAGUAUAUGAUGUCGUUUCACAAGAUUUAGGCAUUAAGAGAGAGUGCAACCACCUUUGCAAGAACAAGGAGCUCUGUGCCCACGAAUGCUGUAAGUGAAGUUAGAUUAUGAUGUAUAAGACAAGUGCAAACCGGGAGUUUUCUUCAUAUUUGAAUGACCUAAAGACCAGAUAUGACACAAUAAUCCAAACUCCAGCCAAACGCCUCAAGAUGAAAAUGGAGAUCGAGGAGCCGCUCUCUAGAAUGCAGGAGUUUGCUUAUGAACCCAGAGACAAAAUGCAGAUUGUACCAAGAUAUCAAAGAAGUUACAAUGAGGUCCUACCAGGACCUUACAUUGAGACUGUAGAUUUGACACAGGCACAGGAUUCUUAUGACGAUCAUGAAGAAGUUGAAGCUUUGGACCCCAUUUAUGAAACUUACCACAAAGGAGUCACCAUGGGUCAGUCCUACAUUCCUACACCCAGUACCUCAAGAUGGCCGAAAACAGGUCCCAGCCAGGAGCCAUACUAUCAACAAAGUUCUCAAAUUCCAAAUAUUAACUUUGACCUUGGAAAUGAGUGGGAUGACUUUGAUGAAGAGAACUUAGUCAAUGCCAGCGAAACAUUAGGUUGUGCCCCAUCUGUACAGUACAACAAGACAGGUUUUGUUGCUCCGUCAGUGCCCUGUGUGUCAUCUUAUGGAACACCAAUGAGGUAA